This is a messenger RNA of Phanerochaete carnosa HHB-10118-sp, 1880 nucleotides long. RefSeq lists its product as uncharacterized. The transcript has a single exon. The coding region runs from base 710 to 1654 and encodes 314 amino acids. Gene Ontology annotation, molecular function: protein binding. The record is from RefSeq and is a predicted model, not a curated record. NCBI's taxonomy places the organism in Eukaryota, Fungi, Basidiomycota, Agaricomycetes, Polyporales, Phanerochaetaceae.
GCUAAUUACGAUCUGUUUACCCGCACGAGGGCGUCAUUGGCCCCUUGGUCCCAACCAAAUGUUGUCUCGAGGCGUGCGACGGGCAACGUUUGCUCUGCCUCGGCGCACAACAUACAGCACACAGCGAGCGUGUCGCAGAUUUCAGUCAAACUCUAGGGAGCAGUCUACCCACACCCCACCUGAUCCUAUAUCCCCUUCGCCAAUUCAGGAGCAUUUCAUCCAGAACACCGUCUUUACCUUUGGCGUCUUCAAACGCUUCCUCAAAUACUCCGCCGUCGGCCUCUUGACAGUAUCGGUGACGCUAUAUGCUGCGUUUGAGGGUACACACCAGUGGGUGGAACACGUUGAACUCGCUCCUGAACCUGAUGGAGAGACACGGAGGUGGCAAUGGCAUUUAGAGGCAGAGAAGUGGACGGGAGGAGAGAAAGGAGGAACAGAUCCGGCCUUGGGAUACUUUGUUCGCCAUUCCCUCCGCGCCGCGUGGAUGGCACAAAUCUGGGGUACAGGUUCAGGUGCGAGCGUCAUUGGAUCGAACGCGUUCACCGGCCGAGGUGGUUCUGGUGCGGGGGGACUGAACGUCGUGGAAGGAAGACUCGAAUAUGCUCAAGAGUUCGUCAAAACCGCUCUACGGAUAGCCGAGGGACGAAUAGCGUCGGGCAAGCUACAUGUUCAGACGAUCGGUGACCUCCUUGCGCGACAUGCGGACAUCAUGGAGCGGAUGGGCACGCGAGAUGCACUCUUCGAAGCUCGAGCCGAAUACGAAAGAGUAUGGGCUGCUCAGCCUGGCCAGGGUGUUUUGGCAGCACGCACUGCUCUCAAACUCGGAGAUAUUAACAGAAGGCUCGGCGACAAGGACGAAGCCAUGACCUGGUGGACUCGUGCGCUUGACCUCCUGCAGGGCAAGCAGUCACCGGCGGAGGCUGCCGGUAAACUUGUCAUCCCAAACACACUACCCUCCGAGCCCCUGACUCAGCGUACCUUCCUCUCGCUCCUCGUCUCCCUCUCCGCCUUCUACGCAACUUCAGGGCAGCUGCGUCAAGCGCAAAUCCUUGAAGAGCAGUCUCUCGAGCUCUUGCGGACAAUCCCGCAACCCGAGUCUCUACAGGCGGCGUCACCACCCCAGGCUCUCCAUGCGUUGUAUGUCCUCCACCGAUCUUCGCUUCUUUCAAUCCACCUCGCGGAGGUCCUUUAUGCACUCCGCAACAAACCAGUCGCUUCGAUUGAAUGGCUUACACGUGCUGCAGAGUCUGCUGAACGUGUCGCCCUCACCCUGACCGGCCUGCCACCCAUCCAUCCCGACGCACCUCAGUCUAAGAUCCCUCACCCGCCGUCAUCGGAAGCGGCGCUGACCUCUGCUUACACCAAAUCGGUCUCUAUGCGGAAGCCAGCACGCAGUCUCCUACGAGACUCACGCCGCACGGCUGCAGAGGCCUGGUCUCUUAUGGGCGUGCUGGCCGAGGCGUCUGACGCCCCUGGGUCGAAGGAGAAAGCGAUGGAAUGCUACGAGCGAGCGCUUGGCUGGGUUGGCGUCGCCGCGGAUGGUCCGGCCGGCAUAGGUAAGGCUGGUGAGGGCACUCUCGAGUCUGAGUGGAAAGUCCUUUGGAGCAACUAUGUCAGGGUGAGGGACGCAGUUCGGAGCCAUGAGAGAAAGUAGACGCACUGUGGCGGAAGCCGCGUUUGUAGCGGAAGAAGACUGUCUCAUGGUUUUUUACAUACAGCUGUGUAUUCUAGUUCGUGCACCGCCGUGUCGUUCCGUAAACACGCGUCCACCACGGGUCCGAACACCCACAAUGCAAAACAAUGCGAAGAGCUGCUGUCGGCGGAGUUAUCACCGUGCUCGGGGCUGCCUUCUGGGGCUGAUGUGCUGUUGACUUUGGACA